CAGCGCGGGCGCCCGGGGGAGUCCCGCAACCCGCAGCUCAACAGCUGGAGGCCCCGCAGGCGCUGCGCGCUGGGGCGGAACAUGAUGAGGCCCAGGCAGAGACCGAGGCUGAGGGUGCAGGGCACCUGCUGCGAAGCCACCAAGCUCCGCUAGGGCGGGCGGCGGCGGUCGGACCCUCCCCCGGGGAAGGGGCGGGCUCCCGACGGCCGCGCACAGGGAGACCCGGCGCCGCAGAGUCCUGGCAGGAUGGCACCAGCCGGAGUUCCCGGGGCCAAGAAGGGUAUUUUAGAACGUCUGGAUGAUGGGGAGGUUGUGAUUGGGGAUGGCAGCUUUCUCAUAACUCUGGAGAAGAGAGGCUACGUGAAGGUUGGGCUCUGGACUCCAGAAGCAGUGGUAGAACAUCCAGAUGCAGUUCGUCAGCUUCACAUGGAAUUCUUGAGAGCAGGCUCGAAUGUCAUGCAGACCUUCACCUUUUCUGCCAGUGAGGACAAUAUGGAAAGCAAGUGGGAAGCUGUAAACGCUGCCGCCUGUGACCUCGCCAGGGAAGUGGCUGACAAAGGUGACGCUCUGGUGGCUGGGGGGAUCUGCCAAACAUCAGUGUACAAACAGCACAAGGACGAAGGUAGAAUUAAGAAGCUUUUUCGACAACAGCUAGAGGUUUUUGCCAGGAAAAAUGUGGACUUCUUGAUUGCAGAGUAUUUUGAGCAUGUCGAAGAAGCUGUGUGGGCUGUGGAAGUCUUAAAAGAAUUGGGGAAACCUGUGGCAGUUACCAUGUGCAUAGGCCCAGAGGGAGACAUGCACGAUGUGACACCCGGAGAAUGUGCCGUGAAGCUGGGGAAGGCAGGGGCUAACAUCAUUGGUGUGAACUGCCGAUUUGGGCCCUGGACCAGCUUGCAGACGAUAAAGCUCAUGAAGGAGGGCCUUGGGGCUGAAGGGCUGAAAGCACACUUGAUGAUACAGUCCCUGGGGUUCCACACACCCGACUGUGGCAAAGGAGGGUUUGUGGAUCUCCCAGAAUACCCUUUUGCCCUGGAGCCCAGAGUUGCAACCAGAUGGGACAUUCAAAAAUAUGCCAGAGAGGCCUACAACCUGGGGGUCAGGUACAUCGGUGGGUGCUGUGGAUUUGAGCCCUACCACAUCAGGGCAAUUGCAGAGGAGCUGGCCCCAGAAAGAGGAUUUCUGCCACCAGCAUCAGAAAAACAUGACAGCUGGGGGAGUGGUCUCAAUAUGCACACCAAACCCUGGAUUAGAGCAAGGGCUAGGAGGGAGUAUUGGGAGAAUCUGCUGCCAGCUUCAGGUCGACCUUUCUGUCCUUCACUAUCAAAGCCAGACAUUUAAA
This is a messenger RNA of Ictidomys tridecemlineatus (thirteen-lined ground squirrel), 1339 nucleotides long. It is a transcript of the gene Bhmt2, whose product is annotated as betaine--homocysteine S-methyltransferase 2. Gene Ontology annotation, cellular component: cytosol. Gene Ontology annotation, molecular function: zinc ion binding; S-methylmethionine-homocysteine S-methyltransferase activity. Lineage: Eukaryota; Metazoa; Chordata; Mammalia; Rodentia; Sciuridae. The record is from RefSeq and is a predicted model, not a curated record. Gene Ontology annotation, biological process: L-methionine salvage.